AUAACUAGGUUGUUGCACACUGAUGGCAGAAUACAUAAAACCCAGUUCCAGUGUGCAGUCCAAGCAGUUUGCAGGCCACAUGUUGUGCGAAUAUGAUCGAGCCUUGCGCUCUAAAGUUCAGCGGGUUGUUCGUGGCGGUGGGGGCGGACACUGACACGGCAGGACUCUCCUCUGCUGUCCUGCGGUAACAUUGUUGUGGAACGACGUCACACCUCGAAAAUGAAGGCACGGAGGCAGCCAUUACUGGAGCUUCUCUAAUUAUUUUAUUCCAAAUAAAUACUCACGGAAAACUCACAUGGCAAGAGCUACAAGUCAGAUGUAUGAUGUUGUGCCCAUUCAGCCCAACGUUGCCAUCUGUUCCUGCUCACAUCCAUCAAUGGCCAGAAACCACCCUGACUCCUGUUCGCCACUCGCCAUCCCGAGCACAAGCAGCAGUCACUGCCCCAACAUGGAGGGCUCAUCCCCGCAGCCCUGCGCCGUAGGAGCGCCCGGCGGCUCCCAGAGCGCCGACGGCCGCGCGCAGCCGGCCGCCCAGACGCCGCAGCCGCGCAAGAAGAAGCCCGAGGACUUCAAGUUUGGCAAGAUUCUGGGAGAGGGCUCCUUCUCGACGGUUGUUCUUGCAAAAGAGUUGGCCACAGGGAAAGAAUAUGCAAUUAAGAUUUUAGAGAAGCGCCACAUUAUGAAGGAGAACAAAGUCCAGUACGUGAAAAGAGAACGAGAUUUGAUGUCAAAUCUUGAUCACCCGUUCUUUGUAAAGCUCUACUUCACAUUUCAAGACGAUGAGAAGUUGUAUUUUGGUCUUAGCUACGCCAAGAACGGCGAACUGCUAAAAUACAUCCGCAAAAUUGGUUCGUUUGAUGAGACCUGUACACGGUUCUACUCGGCCGAAAUAGUUUGUGCUCUAGAAUAUUUACACAAAAAGGGGAUAAUUCACAGAGAUUUGAAACCAGAAAAUAUUCUUUUGAACGAGGAGAUGCACAUCCAGAUAACAGAUUUUGGAACGGCGAAGCAGUUAUCAUCUGACAGUAAACAAGCGAGAGCAAACUCCUUUGUUGGGACGGCGCAGUACGUGUCUCCAGAGCUGCUAACAGAAAAAUCGGCCUGCAAGAGCUCUGACCUGUGGGCUUUGGGGUGUAUUAUCUAUCAGCUGGUGGCUGGUUUACCACCGUUCAGAGCUGGAAACGAGUACCUAAUAUUCCAGAAAAUAAUAAAGCUGGAGUACGAGUUCCCAGAAAAAUUCUUCCCCAAAGCCAAGGAUCUAGUUGAGCAACUUCUGUCACUGGACCCAUCCAAGCGGCUCGGUUGUGAAGAGAUGGGAGGGUACGACCCGCUGAGGCAGCAUCCCUUCUUCGACACCAUUUCCUGGAGUGACUUGCACCUGCAGACGCCCCCAAAGCUCACGCCUUACCUGCCAGCGAUGUCUGAAGACGAUGAGGACUGCUACGGGAAUUACGACGACCUCCUGAGCCAGUUCAGCAACAUGCAGGUGGCGCCGUCGAGCUCGUCGCACUCCCUGUCGCCGCACGACUCGGCGCCGCCGCAGCGGUCCAGCAGCAACAUCGAGCAGUACAUCCAUGACCUGGACAACAACUCGUUUGAGCUGGACCUGCUGUUCACCGAGGAAGAAAAGAAAUUAUUGCUGGACAAACAGACCAAUGGGAACCCUUGGCAUCAGUUUGUGGAGAAUAAUCUGAUCCUGAAGAUGGGACCAGUGGAUAAACGCAAGGGCCUGUUCGCCCGCCGGAGGCAGCUGCUGCUGACCGAAGGGCCUCACCUGUACUACGUGGAUCCCGUCAACCGGGUCCUGAAGGGCGAGAUCCCCUGGUCCUCCGAGCUGCGCCCCGAGGCCAAAAACUUCAAAACCUUCUUCGUUCACACGCCGAACCGGACGUACUACCUGAUGGACCCCAGCGGAAACGCUGACCGGUGGUGCAAGAAGAUCCAGGAAGUGUGGAGAAAGAUCUACCAGAGGCACCAAAACCCAGGCCUAUAGGAGCACAAUCUGAGGCCAAUCACUGAGCAGAAUAACGCCCUCUUUAGUGCCCUUCAUCACCGCAACGUAAACAAACUCUUAGAGACGCUGGCAUCUAGACCUCGUUUGUUUUCCUGAGUAGAUCCAUGGGGGGAAAAUACAACUUUGGAUUCAGGGUUGCUUUGCUUGUUCUUUGUGCUCUCUGUGAGGCUUCUGUUGCAUUUUUUUCCAUGUAUGGAUGAUGAGACUUCCACCAUUUUGUACAUUCUGCUUCAGGUGGGGGUGAGUUUGGGGUUGGGGGGGGAGGGGGGCGGAGCGAGUUUGGGUACUGCUAGGACUAUCCUGAACGCACGGACUGGUUUCCUGCUUCAACGAUGACACAGAAUCUAGCUUUUAUGAACCAGAGCCUGACAAGAUAUCUUUAAUUAAAACCAUAUCCUAAUCAUACGUUAUAUGUGCGAGUUGUCGUAAAAGCCCGACUUUUAGUGCAUUUACUCUCUAGCUGUGACGGAUACUGUAAACUGAUUCAGUCUCACUUAAUCCCACAUGUCCUCUUUAUUUUUUAUUUCCUCCGUUUAUUCCCAUGGUGUUGGAGUUUCAGUCUCUUGGUACUUGCAGUCCAAUUAAAGCAGAGUGCUGGUCUGCAGUGAGACGUGGGUCUGAGUGAGCCUUCAUAGCUGUUACUAAGGUUGUUUUUGUUUUUCUUCUAUCGGGGCGGGUAAACAUGCCACUAGCUUCUACUUCAUCACCUGCUUCUCUUUCCUGCACGGCCAGUUUUGUUCCUAUGGCUUCUCUCUUUUGGGCACUGGAGAUGUAGUUUAAGUUAAAAAAAAAAAAAGAAAUGGGUAUUUUUGACAGCAUUUGCAACCUAUAAUUUGUUUUUGUACCAUUUUUAGUGGUUUUCAUGGCGUAAAUUCCCGCUGGUUUUUAAAUUUUGUUUUUAUUAGAACGGCUCACCUUUACUGAAAAUAAAAUCUGAUGUGCUGAACACAGGUAUUCAGUGCAUAGCAGUUUUUUUGUUUUUUUUUUUUUCGUUCCCCCCUCCACAGUUGGGGAAAAUAUUUUUUUACAGCAUUGGCAACCUAAAUGGUUGUUUUUGUACCAUUGUGCUGGUUUUCAUGGCAUGAAUUCAAGUAAAUUUUUUUUUAAGGGUAUUUUUGACAGCAUUGGCAACCUUUAAUUUGCCCCAUUUUACUGGUUUUCGUGUUAAUUCCCCCAAGUUCCUGUAGUUUAGUUUUUUGCUUAUCUUGGUUUUGUCACACUGAAAAAAAAAUUCCCCAUUUGCUGAACACAUAGAAAUUCAACGCAUAGACAGGUUUUUCCCCACACUGGAGAUGUAGUUUAAAGAAAAUAACGGUAUUGUUGAUGGCAUUGGCAACACUUGCACAAUGGGGUGUCUUGGAUUAGUUUUGUACCACUUGAUUUGCAUUUGAGGUGUGAAUUCCCCUAAAUUCCUUUUAUUUUUUUUUUGACAAUUUUUAAUCUUUACUGAAAAUAAAGUCUUGUGUGCUGACCUCAUACAUAUCUGUGCAUAAGCAGUUUUUUUCCUUCACUUUGGGCACCAGAAAUGUAGAUUAAAUUUAAAAUGUGUGUGUAUAUAUAAUUUGUUUUUGACAGCUUUGGCAACCGUUACAAUAAUUGGAUGUUUUGAAUUUUGCUGGAUUUUGUUGUUCCUCUAAAUUCCCUGUUUUUUUUUCUGAUAGGCUCAUCUUUACUGAAAAUAAAUUCUCAUGCCGACCAGAUACUUUAAUUUUUUUUUUUUUUAAAGAAACCAGUGGGGUUAUUUUGACUGCAUUGGCAACCUUUAAUUUGUCCCAUUUUACUGGUUUUCAUGGUUAAAAUCCUGUUUAUUUUUUGUUGGCUGAUCUUUACUGGAGGUAAAAUCUCGUGCUGACCUCCCCAUGCUGAACAGAGACACAUUCACCUUCUAUCACUCGGACGCAAUCAGAAAAAGCUGUUGUCGGCGGACAAGAUGGCUGCCUCAACGGGCUCUCUGCCCUUUUUAUUAUCUUUGAUUUUAUAUUUCACUCGUUUUUGGCCCAAUAGAAAUUAAAGCGAAUGAUUUGAUUUGUGCUCGUUAGUUUUUUUUUUUUUUUUUUUUUUUGCAGUAUGUUAUCGUAAGGCUUUUAUUUUUGACCUCGAGGUCGUUUGCGGAGGCCGCUCUUCCUUCAGCCGAGUGUGUGCAGUGAGUGGUUGGAUGUCAGUUUAAGGAAAUCCAUCUGAUCCAAAUAAACCGAUAAAAUUGCUGUAUCUGUCUGUAAAGUCGAGGGAAGGCCAGAAGAGUGUUUUUUAUUUUAUUUUUAUUUUUUCUUGAUCUAAAAAACGAAUCUAUUCUGAAUCAAGUCGAUGGCGGUCGGUUACAUCGUGUAUGAAACGCUCUACCUGGCUUGUAACUGACGAGAACUGUGAUGUACAGAUGAUGUAUUAUUAAAUCUGAAGCGAGUAAUGCAAUGAUAUUAGGAUACAGUUUUUGUAUUUUUAUUCUUGUAUAAGGUUAUUGAUGGCUAUUGUUUUAGCCUAUAGUUCAUUCUGUGUUAUUUAAAUUCUAAUAUAUGAAUCAUAUUUGGAUUGAAGUCAUGUUCAGGGGCCAUGUUGUGUAUGUAUUGAGAUGUAAAGCCUUUGAAUGUGAAUAAUUAUUGUAAACUAUAAUAUUUUACAGCUUUUUUUCUUACUAUAUCAUACAUUUUCUAUUUGCUCAGUGACUUAAUCAUAUUCUGAUAAUUUAAUGAUUCUGUUCAUUCUCUCUCUGAUUAUUUGUGCGCUAGGUCAGUAGAUGUUGAAUGAUGAAUUUUCCACUUAAUGCUUGGUAGUCCAGUGAUUAAAGCAUGUAGGGAUUUAGGCAUUCAAAUGAAAGCCAUGUGUCUUGUCUUCUGUUUAACAACCUUCGCCACGACGCUGAACUGCGUCCGGCGGAGACGACAUCUCACGUUUCUGCAGCAUGUAAAUAAAGUACCGACCCAUUA
Molecule: messenger RNA, 4935 nt
Organism: Poecilia reticulata (guppy)
Lineage: Eukaryota; Metazoa; Chordata; Actinopteri; Cyprinodontiformes; Poeciliidae
Gene: pdpk1b
Product: 3-phosphoinositide dependent protein kinase 1b
Biological process (GO): intracellular signal transduction; peptidyl-serine phosphorylation
Molecular function (GO): protein serine/threonine kinase activity; ATP binding
Source: RefSeq, a predicted model, not a curated record